This is a messenger RNA of Ceratitis capitata (Mediterranean fruit fly), 398 nucleotides long. RefSeq lists its product as uncharacterized. Bases 89 to 295 code for a protein of 68 amino acids. Gene Ontology annotation, cellular component: mitochondrion. NCBI's taxonomy places the organism in Eukaryota, Metazoa, Arthropoda, Insecta, Diptera, Tephritidae. The transcript has 2 exons. The record is from RefSeq and is a predicted model, not a curated record. Gene Ontology annotation, biological process: mitochondrial electron transport, cytochrome c to oxygen.
AUUAUUGAGCUUCGUAUGACAGAAAACUGAUUUCUAUUUCGGCCAGCAAUUCAUCAAUAACCAAAUCUCGAGUGAAUAAAAAACGAAUAUGUUCCGAAACAGCGCUGCUCGUCUCUUGGUACCAGCCAUCCGUAAAGGAUUGCAACAUCGUUGCCAAUCUGUUAUUGCAGGACCACCGGUCAACAAAAUUUCCACAGCGGAAAGAGUAAUAUUGGGCGGUGGAAUGUGCGUAUCUAUGUUGGUUGUGCCAGCCUGGGUGUUACUUCACUUGAAGGAAUACAAAGGUGGAAACUAAAUUCAACUUUAAAUUAGAUUAAUGGCUUUCAGUAAUAAAACGUAGAAAUUUCGUGAAGUUCUAAAGUGAAUAUCUGAAUUAUAAAUAAACCAUUAUAAAUUUA